Molecule: messenger RNA, 1991 nt
Organism: Clupea harengus (Atlantic herring)
Lineage: Eukaryota; Metazoa; Chordata; Actinopteri; Clupeiformes; Clupeidae
Molecular function (GO): protein binding
Source: RefSeq, a predicted model, not a curated record
ACCUUCUGCCCAAAUGUGCCUGAUCAAACAAAUCCUCUGGAGCAAUGUAUUGGUACAAGUAGGCCUCUAUGCCAUUUGAGAGGCAGUCUAAUGUCAGGAUGAGGGCUGUAUAUGUAUUAAUGAUCCUGCUGCUCCUGUCGUCUGUGGCUGAACUUAAAAACAAUGAUGAUAUCAGAAAGAAUAUUAUCCAGGCGGAAAGUAAUGGAGGAGAGGAUGUUCGAGAUAGGAACCUGGUUGACCAGCAAGUUGCCAAUCAAGCUGAUUUUGACAGAGAGCUGAGAGAGCUGCAGGCUGUGGUGAAGAAGCUGGGCGAAGUGGCGGUGAGGCACACCAUAGCCCUGACGACCACUGAGUCUGAAGUGACGGGUCUGGAAACACGGCUGAGGGCCGGCGAGCUCAAGGCGGAGGAUCAGGGAAAGCUGGCGGCCGGGCAGACGCUGCGCCUGAACUCGGUCACCUCUGACAUGAGAGAAGUGGAGUCCAGAGUGGAAACCAGCGAGAGGCAGUCACAGCAGCACCAGACAAAAAUCACCCAGCUGGGAUUGAAGCUGGAGGUUGCGCAGAUGCAGCUGCAGGCCAGCAAGAAACAGGUGGACAGACUCCAGGAGGAAAACACAGCCAUGGAAACCAGACUGGAAGCCAGUGAGAGUUGUCUUAAUGAGAUGAAGAAGAUGUACGAAGAACAAGUGGCCUACCUGAAAGACAUGGAGGCCAGGCUGAGAAUAAGUGGAGAUAAGGUGGAACAGCUUGAAAGACAGCAGACAGCUCAAGAACUCACAUUAGAGACCCUCGAAAACAAGUCAAGCGCCAUGGAGAGUCAGGUGAAACAACAACAGACAGUGGUGAUGGAGAUGGAUGUUCAAGUGGCUAUAUUAAGAAGAGACAAUGCAGACCUGGCAUUGGAUGUAGGGGCUAUAGAGAUGAGGUCAAACUCGACUGAGAUGCUGGUUCAGAAACAGGGGAGUCAGGUGGUGGCACUGAAGACAGAAGUUGAGAACAUAAAGAAGGAAAAUGCAGCCCAGAGCAUGGAGUUGGUAGCCCUGCGUGACAUAUCCAACUCCACAGGGACGUGCUUAGAGGAACAGCAGGCAGCAGUGGUGCAGGUGAAGUCUACAGUAAACACGCUGGAAAAAGAGAAUGCAGCUCAAGAACUCACAUUAGAGACCCUCAAAAACAAGUCAAGCACCAUGGAGAGUCAGGUGAAACAACAACAGACAGCGGUGAUGGAGAUGGAUGUUCAAGUGGCUAUAUUAAGCAGAGAGAAUGCAGCUCAAACCUCGGAACUCUCAGCAUUGGGUGAAAGAUCAGGGGCCUUGGAGAGCCAGGUGGAAGCACAGAUCACUGCAGUGGAGAAGCUGAAAGAUGGGAUGGACAUCCUGAACACAGAGCAUGCAGCGCAAGAUCUGGAAUUAAGAGCUCUUAUCGUCAGAUCAAACACCACUGAGAAUCUGCUGAACAGUCAGAUGAGUUUGGUGACAGAGCUGAGGACAAAUAUGGAGGAGCUGAAGAGGGAGAACGCUGACAGACCUAAGGUUGGAUUUUCAGCCUCCAUAGGCGUUAAUGGAUAUGUGGGUCCAUUCUCAUCGGACACAAAAAUGAUCUACGAAAAUGUCUUAUCAAACAUCGGAAACCAGUACGACUCAGCAACAGGUAUCUUCACAGCUUCAGUAAGGGGACUAUAUUACUUCAGAUUCACGACUUGUGGACAGCUGCAAUCAAAUCAAGUAACAGGGGCCCACCUAUACAAAAAUGACCAGGCCAUUACAUUUGUGGCCGAGUGGGAUACACACGGCUAUUUCAGAUAUGCAUCUAAUGCAGCUGUCCUGCAGCUGGAGGUGGGAGACAUCGUUUACAUCCAGCUCCCCAAGACUUACAGAGUCUUUGGUGAUAAGACUAAUGUCAGCACCUUUAGUGGUUUCUUGGUGUCACCACUGUGAUGAAUGUGUGGGAAUUAAAAGCAAUAAAUAAAAUUAACUUAAAAUAUGGAAACC